GAGGCCGGCGCACGCAGUGGGCGGCUUCCGCUUGCCUCCUUCCCCGUUUAAGCCUUAAGCGGGCAGCACGAGGUUCAGCGGCGGAGCUGGCCGGUGGAUGCAAUCUCUUCUGGCCUGCUGCGGAGCUGUCAUUUCAUUUCCCGGUGCAGGAUCACCGACAGCCUUGAGCAGAUACCACCAUGUGUGGCAUUUGGGCCCUUUUCGGAAGUGACGAAUGCCUCUCCGCUCAAUGUCUUUGUGCUAUGAAAAUAGCCCACAGAGGUCCAGAUGCGUUUCGGUUUGAGAACGUCAAUGGAUUCACCAACUGCUGUUUUGGCUUCCACCGUCUUGCGAUUGUUGACCAGCUCUAUGGAAUGCAACCCAUACGAGUGAAGAAAUUCCCUUACUUGUGGCUGUGCUACAAUGGAGAAAUCUAUAACUUCAAAAAGCUGCAAAAGAAGUUUGAAUUCGAUUACCAGACCUUGGUUGAUGGAGAAGUAAUCCUUCAUCUUUACAACAAGGGAGGAAUAGAGCAAACAGCCUCCCUGCUAGAUGGUGUGUUUGCAUUCAUUUUGCUUGACACAGCAAAUAGAAAAGUGUUUCUGGGAAGAGAUACAUAUGGAGUCAGACCUUUGUUCAAGGUCCUGACAGAUGAUGGAUUCCUGGGUGUCUGCUCCGAGGCUAAAGGUCUUAUCAACUUGAAGCACAGCAUGUCCCUUGAUCCCAGAGUGGACCCUUUCCCUCCAGGACACUAUGAAGUGUUGGAUUUAAAGCCAAAUGGCAAAGUUGCAUCAGUGGAAGUGGUGAAAUUUCACAGUCCUAAAGAUGAACCUCUGCAUGCUGCCUACAGUGCUGUACAAAAUCUCCCCUCGGGUUUUGAUGUUGAAACAGUUAAAAGCAACAUUCGGCUUUUGUUUGAAAAUGCUGUCAGAAAACGUUUGAUGGCUCACAGAAGAAUUGGCUGUCUCUUGUCAGGUGGCCUGGAUUCUAGCUUGGUUGCUUCAAUGCUAAUCAAAUUGAUGAAAGAAGGAAACACUCGCUACCCGUUACAAACCUUUGCAAUUGGCAUGGAAGAUGCUCCUGACCUGCUGGCUGCCAGAAAGGUAGCAGCUUACAUUGGGAGUGAACACCACGAGGUCAUUUUUAAUUCUGAAGAAGGGAUUCAAGUACUGGAAGACGUCAUACUUUCCUUGGAAACCUAUGACAUUACAACUGUACGAGCUUCAGUGGGCAUGUAUCUGAUCUCCAAAUACAUACGGGAGAAAACAGACAGCGCCGUCAUUUUCUCAGGAGAAGGCUCAGAUGAGUUGACGCAAGGAUACAUCUAUUUUCAUAAGGCACCCACCCCAGGAGAAGCUGCAGAGGAAAGCGAGAGGCUCCUCCGAGAACUCUACCUCUUUGACGUCCUCCGGGCGGACAGGACAACAGCUGCCCAUGGUCUGGAAAUGAGAGUUCCAUUUUUGGACCACCAGUUUACUGCUUAUUACCUGUCUUUGCCAGCAGAACUCAGAACACCAAAGAAUGGAAUUGAAAAACACCUUUUAAGAGAGGCCUUUGAAGAUACCAACUUAUUGCCUAAAGAAAUACUCUGGAGACCAAAAGAAGCCUUCAGCGAUGGCUUAACUUCUAUCAAGAAAUCAUGGUUCUCAAUCCUCCAAGACUAUAUUGAUACUCAGGUUGAUGAUCUUCUGCUGGAGAAGGCGGCGGAGAAAUUCCCCUUCAACCCCCCUAAAACAAAAGAAGGCUAUUACUACCGCCAGAUCUUCGAGAAGCAUUUUCCAGGCCGCUCCGAUUGGCUCCCUCACUACUGGAUGCCGAAGUGGAUCAAGGCCACAGAUCCAUCUGCUCGCACUUUGAAACAUUACAAAUCGGCUACGAAAGAAUAGACGUUUCUAACCUGUUUUGAAGUUGCUCUGUGGGUGGUGGCUUGUGAGCCUAUAAUUGUACUUAGCCUAAAAGAGAAAGCAAAAAACCCAAAGCUUUUUUAAAUAAAUAAAUAA
Lacerta agilis (Sand lizard) is the source of this 1979-nucleotide messenger RNA. RefSeq names its product asparagine synthetase (glutamine-hydrolyzing) (gene ASNS). Gene Ontology annotation, molecular function: asparagine synthase (glutamine-hydrolyzing) activity. Gene Ontology annotation, cellular component: cytosol. Bases 180 to 1865 code for a protein of 561 amino acids. Lineage: Eukaryota; Metazoa; Chordata; Lepidosauria; Squamata; Lacertidae. The transcript has 12 exons. The record is from RefSeq and is a predicted model, not a curated record.